Molecule: messenger RNA, 992 nt
Organism: Hordeum vulgare subsp. vulgare (domesticated barley)
Lineage: Eukaryota; Viridiplantae; Streptophyta; Magnoliopsida; Poales; Poaceae
Exons: 3
Coding region: 42-701 (219 amino acids)
Source: RefSeq, a predicted model, not a curated record
GCUCAGGAAAGCCAUUGCCCGCCCGCAGCUUCAGAUUAGCCAUGUCUCUGGCGCCUCCUCCUCUGCUCCGCCUCCGCGCCUCCCGCCUCUCAGCCGCCGGCCCAUCCCGUCCUCUCUCCGGAUGCCUCGCCACCGGGAGGGGCCCCGGCUCCGGCCGCGCCUACUGCCUCUUCUCCGGCGCCGGCGCCGGCCGCCGGAAGCAGGAGGAAGCUAGGAGAGGGCUGGAGAGUGCCUUAGACCAGAACAAGGCAGGUUUCAGGACAUGGGGCGCGGACACUGAUACAAGGCGGCGAAGAGAACGGCAUGGUGGUCCAGCUCCUGCUGCCAGUGGUGGUGGCAAGGGAAGGUCUGGAGGUGGAGGCGGAGGUGGUUGGUUCAGGUGGUUUAGCAGCGGAGGCUUCUGGGACGCGGCGAAGCAGACUGUUCUGACGAUCCUCGCCAUUAUCGCAGCGGUCUUCCUCAUCGCAAAUUUUAAUGUGCUUCUGGCGGCUGCCGUCUAUCCGUUGCUGGUCGUGUUGCGGCAAAUACGGCGUGCAAUCACCUUUGCGGCUUACUGCAUUUCUCGGGCCAUGUCGGCGCCCACUUCCAGGCCGAAACCAACCCCUGUAGACAGGGGUGAGGUGGUGGCUCCAGCGCCUGUCAAGGAAAGAGCCAGAAUGUCUGCAAGAGAACGAGUUGUUGCGAAAUGGCGUUCGGACUGAAUUGGAGGACGUUUCAACGCCUUGCAUCGUUUUACGGGCUGGUCAGGUAGUUUUCAUACCAUGACUGUACAAGUCCUGUUUCUUGUUUUCAAGAAAGCGGCCGGAGCACAGCACAGACUUUUAUAUUAGAAGUAGAUGGCGUUACGGCUGUUUAUGUUUGAAUGGGCUAAUUAUAAGCACUAUUUCUGUGGAAGAUACCUUGGAAAUUCCACAUUUACUUGUAGCUGGUGGUUGGAUUUGAGCUCUGGGCUUGAUCGACAAUAUAUAUGCUUAUACAGGCAGCUUUCAUCA